AUGAAAGUUGUUGGUGCUUCAUUUUCUCAUUUAGGGCUAGGUAAUAGUGAUAAAUCAUCAUCAUCUGUAAAUCUGCCAUCAACAAGCAAUUCGAUCAAAUCUUCCAAACCCAAAAUUAAACCUAUAGGAAGAAAUUCAUCAUUCAAGAUAGAAUCACCAUCCUCCACACCUAGACAUUCUGAUCAGUAUACAGAUUUGGAUGAUGAUUGGGACGCAGAUGUUGGACAAGGGCUAUCAUCAACAGAAUCACAACCAAAAUUUUUGCAAAGUAAACCAUCUCGUUCAUUUGAUUAUCCAAGUUUAUCAAAAUCCAAUCAUAAGCGCAGUGAAUCAGGUGUUAAGAAGCAUGUGGACGGUAUUAUCAAAGAUCCAGCCAAUUCGUUAUAUACAUUAUAUGGACCAAAUAUAACACAAGAGGAUAAAUCCAUCAAAGAAAUUGAAGAAUUGAAUGCUAUUGUGUCAAAAUUCAACAGAUUCAAAGCUAUUAUACAAGAUCAAAAUAUUAACUUAGUCAGUUUAAGAAAAAUGGCAUGGAAUGGUAUACCUUCAGAACUUAGACCUAUAAGUUGGCAAUUACUACUCGGUUAUCUACCAACAAACUCAGAUAGAAGAGUUACACAAUUAUCGAAAAAAAGGCAGGAAUACUUGGGUGGUAUUAGUCAAGUUUUCAAUGAUAAUAAAGAGCCUGCAACUUGGCAUCAGAUAGAAAUAGAUAUACCGAGAACAAAUCCACACAUAAAACUUUAUAAUUAUGAGUGCACUCAACGAUCAUUGGAGAGAAUUCUUUACCUUUGGGCUGUUAGACACCCGGCAUCUGGUUAUGUUCAGGGUAUUAAUGAUCUUGCAACCCCGUUUUUUCAAACAUUCUUAAGCUCUUAUGUUGAAAGUGAUAUUGAUAUUGAAACAUUCGAUCCAAAGGUAUUACCUAAACAAGUUUUGGAUGCCGUCGAAGCUGAUACUUUUUGGUGUUUGACAAAGCUCUUAGACGGUAUACAGGAUAAUUAUAUCCAUGCCCAGCCUGGUAUUAUAAGACAAGUUAAUACUUUGAAAGAUCUGAUCAAUAGAAUUGACUCUAGUCUAUAUACACAUUUGGAAAAUGAAAGUAUAGAGUUCAUACAGUUUUCCUUUAGAUGGAUGAAUUGUUUAUUGAUGAGAGAAAUCAGUGUUAAAAACACCAUUAGAAUGUGGGACACCUACCUUAGUGAAACAAAUGGAUUUAGUGAGUUUCAUAUCUAUGUGUGUGCAGCAUUCUUAGUUAAAUGGAGUGAUGAACUAAAAGCUAUGGAUUUCCAAGAAAUAAUGAUGUUUUUACAAAAUCCACCAACAAAGACAUGGACGGAGAAAGAUAUUGAACUGCUUUUGAGUGAGGCUUUCAUUUGGCAAAGUUUAUAUAAAAAUGCAUCUGCUCAUUUGAGAGCAUAA
Molecule: messenger RNA, 1422 nt
Organism: Hansenula ciferrii
Lineage: Eukaryota; Fungi; Ascomycota; Saccharomycetes; Phaffomycetales; Wickerhamomycetaceae
Gene: GYP1
Product: GTPase-activating protein GYP1
Exons: 1
Coding region: 1-1422 (473 amino acids)
Biological process (GO): activation of GTPase activity
Cellular component (GO): Golgi apparatus
Molecular function (GO): GTPase activator activity
Source: RefSeq, a predicted model, not a curated record